Echinops telfairi (small Madagascar hedgehog) is the source of this 2019-nucleotide messenger RNA. RefSeq names its product sentrin-specific protease 6-like. The record is from RefSeq and is a predicted model, not a curated record. Gene Ontology annotation, cellular component: cytoplasm; nucleus. NCBI's taxonomy places the organism in Eukaryota, Metazoa, Chordata, Mammalia, Afrosoricida, Tenrecidae. Gene Ontology annotation, biological process: regulation of spindle assembly; regulation of kinetochore assembly; protein desumoylation. Gene Ontology annotation, molecular function: SUMO-specific endopeptidase activity.
AUGACUCUUUCCACAAUUAACCAUGGCCUUGGAAUGGAGCAAGUCCACCCUUUGUCCGUCAGAUGCGAGAGUUCCUGUGAUAGAGUCAUUUUAAACUGUCGAAGUCUACGAGUAGGAACACUUCUCCGGGUGUUAAUAGAGCCAGUCAUUUUUUGUUUGGAUUUUAUCAAGAUACAGCUAGAAGAACCGGAAGGUGGUCCUAUGCCAAUUACUUUAGAUACCUCUGAUUUAAUAAAAUGUGAAUGGUGUAAUGUCUUAAAACCACCAGUAGUGUUUCUACAGACGACCCCAGCAGUUUAUGAAAAGUUGAUUAUGCAGUUGCAAAUGCGUAAGAAAGAUAAAGUUUGGACCGAGUGUAAAGAAAUAAAUAAGAUUCCAAAUCUAGAACAAUAUAUUAUUUUAAGUGUUGACACAGACCUUGAUCUUAAAACAAAUACACUAUUUGAAAGAAUCAUUACUGAAAUAGGUAGACAGAAUAAGCUUUCCAACUUUUUUUCAAAAAUUCCCUUUGAAAAAGCCAAUAGCAGACUUGUUGCCUGUAGAAAAACCUAUACCGAAAGCAUCAAAGGAACUGUGAUACAAAAAUUAAACCCAAUAAAGAUGUCCUUUGAAACUAAAAUGCAACUUCAAAACAAACGAAAACUCCAGUUUUUUGGUGAUGACAAAGCAGGUGGAGCGAGCCAUGCCAUCAUUAUUGGUCCUGUAGAAAAACUAAUAGUGUAUCCACCACCUCCAGCUAGAGGAGGAAUUUCUGUUACUAAUGAGGACCUACACUGUCUAAAGGAAGGGGAACUUCUAAAUGAUAUUAUUAUUGACUUUUAUUUGAAAUAUUUGGUGCGUGAGAAACUGAAGAAAGAGGAAGCCAACCGAAUUCAUAUCUUCAGUUCCUUUUUCUACAAAUGCAUGACUGACAGACAAAGACAGAAUUUUCAGGAAAGCACCAAUCUAUCAAUACAGAAAAAGCGACAUCGAAGAGUAAAAACCUGGACCCGGCACGUAGAUAUUUUUGCAAAGGACUUUAUUUUUGUACCUGUUAAUGAAAAUGCUCAUUGGUUUUUGGCUAUUAUUUGUUUCCCUGGCUUGGAGAAACCAAAAUAUGAGCUUAAACCUCAUUACCACAAAAACACACUCGUGCAAAAAAGUUUAACUGUAGUAGACAGUUGUAUAUCUUCUCCUUCAUCCAAUGAGAUGGUCAGUUUUUCACAAAACUCCUCUGCCACGCCUGUAAUUUCAAGGAUUCUAAACAGAAAGCCGCAUAUAGAUUUAUUUCAUUCAAAAAAUGCUCUACGGGAAGAAAGUGACCCUCGUUGUGGGGCAAAUAUAUGCAAUGUAAAAGAUAGUUUGGAAAAAAUAAACCAGACUGCAAGUGCAAGUGAAGAAUCAAAUAAAGGACAGUCUGUGUGCGAGAAAGUUGUUGAUAAGAAUAAAAGUGAGAGUGGCCCACACGAUGACCAUUUAAGACUUUCACACCAUAUACAUGAAUUAAGUAAAAUCAGGCUAAGCUAUCCUAAUGAGUCAUCCUUAAAAGAUCAGGAUAGCCAUUGCAACCCGGAGAGGGGACAGUGGCAUUUAAAGCCUACCGUCUAUAAGAUGCCUUGCAUCUUGCUUCUGGACUCGCUACGAGGCCCUUCCCGCGCACAUGUUGUAAAAAUUCUAAGAGAAUAUCUAGAGGAGGAAUGGGAAAUUAAAAAGGGCACCAAGAGGAGUUUUUCCAAAGAUGUUAUGAAAAGCCUCAGUCCAAAUGUACCCCAGCAAAGUAACCUCAGUGAUUGUGGUGUCUAUUUACUGCAGUAUGUAGAAAGUUUUUUUGAGAAUCCAGUUCUCAAUUUUGAACUACCUACAAAUUUGAGAAACCAGUUUCCUCCUCUAAGAAUGCGAACAAAAAGAGAAGAAAUCCGCAAUCUUAUUCUGAAGAUCCAGGCAGAGCAGUGCAAAGAGCAGAAGCGUGCAGACAGGCAUUCAAAAGAAACGCCUUUAGGUGAAGGAACGCAACCAGACAAAGGCAGUAUUGCAGACUGA